This is a messenger RNA of Budorcas taxicolor (takin), 1443 nucleotides long. RefSeq names its product endoplasmic reticulum oxidoreductase 1 beta (gene ERO1B). The transcript has 16 exons. The record is from RefSeq and is a predicted model, not a curated record. Gene Ontology annotation, biological process: protein folding in endoplasmic reticulum. Gene Ontology annotation, cellular component: endoplasmic reticulum; endoplasmic reticulum membrane. Bases 40 to 1443 code for a protein of 467 amino acids. Gene Ontology annotation, molecular function: FAD binding; thiol oxidase activity; protein-disulfide reductase activity. NCBI's taxonomy places the organism in Eukaryota, Metazoa, Chordata, Mammalia, Artiodactyla, Bovidae.
CGAGGGGCCCGGCCGGCCGCGGCGGGGGGAGAGGUCAGCAUGAGCCCGGGGGUCCGGCUGGCCGGCGCAGGGAAGGGGGCAGCUGCCGCGGUGCAGCUUCUCAUCACCCUGAGCUUCCUCCCGAGCGUCGUCGAGGCCCAGGUCACUGGAGUCUUGGAUGACUGCUUGUGUGACAUUGAUAGCAUCGAUAACUUCAACACCUUCAAAAUCUUCCCCAAAAUAAAGAAGCUGCAAGAACGAGACUAUUUUCGUUAUUACAAGGUUAACCUGAAACGACCGUGUCCUUUCUGGGCAGAAGAUGGCCAUUGUUCAAUAAAAGACUGUCAUGUGGAGCCUUGUCCAGAGAGUAAAAUUCCAGUUGGAAUUAAAGCUGGAAAUUCUAAUAAGUACUCAAAAGUGGCAAAUAAUACCAAAGAAUUAGAAGACUGUGAGCAAGCUAGUAAACUGGGAGCAAUUAACAGCACAUUAAGUAAUCAAAGCAAAGAAGCUUUCAUUGACUGGGCAAGAUAUGAUGAUUCACAGGAUCACUUCUGUGAACUUGAUGAUGAGAGAUCUCCAGCUGCUCAGUAUGUAGACCUGCUGCUGAAUCCCGAGCGUUACACCGGCUAUAAAGGGUCCUCUGCAUGGAGAGUGUGGAACAGCAUCUAUGAAGAGAACUGUUUCAAGCCUCGAUCUGUUUAUCGUCCUUUAAAUCCUCUGGCACCCAGCAGAGGAGAAGAUGAUGGAGAAUCAUUCUACACAUGGCUAGAAGGUUUGUGUCUGGAGAAAAGAGUCUUCUAUAAGCUUAUAUCGGGACUUCAUGCUAGUAUUAAUUUACAUCUGUGUGCAAAUUAUCUUUUGGAAGAAACCUGGGGUAAACCUAGCUGGGGACCUAACAUAAAAGAAUUUAAACGCCGAUUCGACCCUGUGGAGACCAAGGGAGAAGGCCCAAGAAGGCUAAAGAAUCUGUACUUCCUAUAUUUAAUUGAGCUUCGAGCUUUAUCAAAAGUGGCCCCAUACUUUGAGCGCUCAAUUGUCGACCUUUACACUGGAAAUGUGCAAGAAGAUGCUGACACAAAAACCCUUCUACUGAAUAUCUUUCAAGAUACAAAGUCCUUUCCCAUGCACUUUGACGAGAAAUCCAUGUUUGCAGGUGACAAAAAGGGGGCCAAGUCGUUAAAGGAGGAAUUCCGGUUACAUUUCAAGAACAUCUCCCGUAUAAUGGACUGCGUGGGAUGCGACAAAUGCAGGUUAUGGGGGAAGCUACAGACUCAGGGUUUAGGAACUGCCCUGAAGAUAUUAUUCUCUGAAAAAGAAAUCCAAAAGCUUCCAGAGAACAGCCCAUCUAAAGGCUUCCAACUCACUCGACAGGAAAUAGUUGCUCUUUUAAAUGCUUUUGGAAGGCUCUCUACAAGUAUAAGAGAGUUACAGAAUUUCAAAGUUUUAUUACAACACAGUAGGUAA